UCUUUCGUAUCUGGUAAAGCUCCAUUUCUUGAACCAACCCAAAGCACUUCAUCAUUAUUUUAUUCUAUUUUGAUUGCUUUUCCAAUAAAAUUGAAGCUUUCAAUGGUUCCCUUUCUGGGUUCAAUCCGCGCAAACCCUUCUUCUAUCACCUGUUUUUCCCCUUACAAGCGCCGAAUUUUCUUCGACAAGCCUGCAAUCUCUGUUUCCAGAUAUGGGUCUUCUCCAUUUCAGCGCCUUUUUCGAGCUUGCCUUGAGUCUGAUUCUGCAAAGGGAAAUACCAGAGUACAAUUACCCGUGGAGCAAUCUGAAAUUAUAUUUUUGGGGACGGGAACUAGUGAAGGAAUUCCACGUGUGAGCUGCCUAACAAAUCCUCUGAAGACAUGUCUGGUAUGCUCGAAAGCUGCAGAUCCCAGUAGUAAGAAUAGGAGGCUCAACACAAGCAUCCUUAUCCGUUAUCCUAGUUCCUCUGGAGGAUGUACCAUUCUUAUAGAUGUUGGCAAGUUUUUCUACCAUAGUGCUCUCCGUUGGUUUCCUACAUUUGGGAUAAGAACAAUUGAUGCGGUUAUUAUUACUCAUUCUCAUGCUGAUGCAAUUGGAGGUCUUGAUGAUCUUCGUGACUGGACAAACAAUGUCCAACCCCACAUUCCAAUUUAUGUAGCACCACGUGAUUUUGAGGUGAUGAAGAAGACUCAUUAUUAUUUAGUGGACACAAGCGUGAUCAUCCCUGGUGCUGCUGUCUCGGAGUUGCAAUUUAAUAUCAUUCAUGAGGAGCCAUUCAUUGUACAUGAUCUGAAGGUUAUCCCUUUACCAGUGUGGCAUGGCCCUGGUUACCGUUCCCUUGGUUUUCGUUUUGGUAAUAUUUGCUACAUUAGUGACGUUAGUGAAAUACCCGAAGAAACUUAUCCGCUUCUGAAGAACUGCGAAAUCCUUGUUCUGGAUGCUCUAAGGCCAGAUCGUUCUUCAGCAACACAUUUUGGACUUCCUAGAGCUUUAGAUGAAGUUCGAAAGAUCCAACCAAAGAGAACAUUAUUCACUGGUAUGAUGCACCUGAUGGAUCAUGAGAAAGUGAGUGAAGAUCUUGAGAAACUGAAGAAGACAGAGGGUCUGGAUGUGCAACUGAGCUACGACGGGCUUCGUGUGCCAUCUGAAUCUGUCUAUCAGCUAACUUGAAAAUGGAUCAAACAAUGAUCCGGAUGAACAAAGCUUGAAGACACAUACUUCUUAGCCUUCCCUUCUCCCUUCUCCUUCCACCUCUGGUUCAAUCAGUCCUGCCAUUUUCCUUCCAUGCUAGCUCCCUUCUGCAUAAACCCAAAACCGAUCGAUAAAAUGGUAGAUAUCUGAACAAUCAAUGGGAUUUCUUGUUAGGAAUAGAGAGGAAGAGGAACUUUCACAGUGAACCUUUGGAUAAUUCCAUUCAACUUCUGAAAUCAUCAUAUGGAACAUUGGCAUGGUUGCUGGAAAAGAAGAAAGAUGUACUUUUUGUUAUUUUUGUGAUACAUUUAGAAAUCUAGAGAAGUCCAUAUUACUAUCGAA
Messenger RNA from Vitis vinifera (wine grape), 1533 nucleotides. Its product is annotated as putative hydrolase C777.06c. Lineage: Eukaryota; Viridiplantae; Streptophyta; Magnoliopsida; Vitales; Vitaceae. The record is from RefSeq and is a predicted model, not a curated record. Bases 103 to 1170 code for a protein of 355 amino acids. The transcript is spliced from 13 exons.